This is a messenger RNA of Spinacia oleracea (spinach), 3055 nucleotides long. RefSeq lists its product as uncharacterized. The transcript has 3 exons. Gene Ontology annotation, cellular component: cytoplasm. Gene Ontology annotation, molecular function: protein binding. The coding region runs from base 713 to 2677 and encodes 654 amino acids. Lineage: Eukaryota; Viridiplantae; Streptophyta; Magnoliopsida; Caryophyllales; Amaranthaceae. The record is from RefSeq and is a predicted model, not a curated record.
UCUGUAAUCUCUAACCAGUAAACGUGAAAGAGAGAAAAAAUUGCAACAACAAAAAAAGUGAACUCAACAACACAUUUCAGCUCAGCCCACCCCACCCUUCAACAAAAAGAAAACACAACCCUUUAUUAUUUUGCUUUUUAUUUUUGGUGUUCUUACAGAAAAGGGUAGAGAGCGUGGGAGAAUAUAGAUCCAAAUAUCUCCGAAUUUUUGGAGAGAGAAAGUGAGUCAAUCACAGCCAUUCUACUCAUUUUAUUACCAACUCCCACCAACUGAGUAGUAACCUGGAAUUUUCAGGAUUAUUACUCAGGUUUAUUUUUGAAUAUUUCUGCAGUCUUUGUGCUUUUCCUCAGAUUUGAGGUAUGUGAUUAACUUUCUGUUGAAUCUGAUGAAAGUUUGGUAAAUUUGGAGGAAAUUGUUGCUAUUUAGUCAUUAAAGGCAAAAUUGGUUGUGGGGUUGUUCAGAUUUAGCAGUUUGAUUAGGUUUUGGUUCAGAUUUGACAUUUUAUUGAGAUUUGUGGUAACAAGUUUGAUAACUCUGGAAAUUUAUUGCUGAGUGUAAUCAAAGAAAGUGCUUGAUAUUUGAAAGAAUAGAUUUUGAUUGACUUCUCUGAGUUCAGUUUGUUGGAUUGCUGCUUGGAAAUGGAGGAAUCAGUAGUUUAGGUGGAUUUAAUACGCUGUUGGAGGGAAGGGGGAUUUGUGUACACUGAUAAUCAAUGGAAGAUUUAUCCAAAUAUGCACAUAGCCCAGCUCACCAUGCUGUUCUGUGCCGAGAUUAUGCGGGUUUAAAGCGUUUAAUUUCAUCUCUACCUAGACUAGCUAAGGCUGGGGAAGUUAGUAACGAGGAUGAGUCUAUUGCUGCAGAGAUUCAGGCUGAUGAGCUUUCAGCUGCCAUUGAUCGGCGUGAUGUUCCUGGACGGGAGACUCCACUGCAUCUUGCAGUGCGUUUGAGAGAUCCUAUAUCGGCAGAAAUUUUGAUGGCUGCUGGUGCUGACUGGAGUCUACAGAAUGAGAAUGGAUGGAAUGCUCUCCAGGAAGCUGUUUGCACAAGAGAGGAGCAAAUUGCUAUGAUAAUUGCAAGGCACUACCAGCCACUAGCUUGGGCUAAAUGGUGCCGUAGGCUUCCCCGAAUUGUUGGUUCAGCAUCUAGGAUUCGUGAUUUCUACAUGGAAAUAUCAUUCCAUUUUGAGAGUUCUGUCAUUCCUUUUAUUGGUCGGAUUGCCCCCUCAGAUACGUACCGCAUUUGGAAACGUGGGUCUAAUCUUCGUGCUGACAUGACUCUUGCUGGCUUUGAUGGGUUCCGUAUUCAACGGUCUGACCAGACAUUUUUAUUCCUUGGAGAUGGCUACUCUUCAGAGGAUGGGAAGGUGUCUUUACCUUCAGGCUCAUUAAUUGUCCUUUCUCAUAAGGAGAGAGAAAUCACCAAUGCAUUGGAAGGAGCUGGUGCUCAACCCACAGAAUCUGAAGUUGCACAUGAAGUAACUUUGAUGUCUCAAACUAACACAUAUAGACCAGGCAUCGAUGUCACACAGGCUGAACUUGUUCCUCAAUUAAACUGGAGGCGACAGGAGAGAACUGAGAUGGUUGGAAGUUGGAAGGGUAAAGUGUAUGAUAUGCUUCAUGUGAUGGUGAGUGUGAAGUCAAGAAGAGUUCCUGGUGCUAUGACAGAUGAGGAGCUUUUUGCUGCAGACCCUGAAGAUAAGCUCGCUAAUGGGGUUGAGCAUGAUGAUUUUGAUGACAUAUUAACUGUUGAAGAAAGAAAACAGCUAGAUUCUGCUCUUGGUAUGGGAAACUCCGAGGGUAUUGGUGAAGAUGAUGAUCUUGGUGAUGCUGACUGCCGCGAAAGUGGAUUGGGAGCUGCUUUUGAAAAUGGCGGGUCAAAUGGUAAUGUUAAAGAUAAGAAAAGCUGGUUUGCCUGGAACAAGAAGAAUUCCAAAAGUGCAACUGAUGAUGUUGAGGAUGCAAAGACACUGAAGAAAUUGUCAAAGUUUGUUCCUGAAGGGGGUAGCCAGAAAUGUGUUGAUUCUCAAAAGGACGAAGAUGGUGAUCCAAAGAAGGGAAAAGAUAAAAAUAGCAAGAAGAAAAAGAAGAAAGGGCCUACCAGCGAGUCUAAGCAUGAGAGUGAAUACAAGAAGGGUUUGAGGCCUGUUUUGUGGUUAACACCAGAUUUUCCUUUGACAACCGAGGAACUUUUGCCGUUGUUAGAUAUAUUGGCAAAUAAGGUUAAGGCUGUUAGAAGACUUCGAGAGCUUUUAACCACUAAGCUGCCUUCUGGGACAUUCCCUGUCAAGGUUGCUAUCCCAAUUGUACCAACAAUUAGAGUAGUUGUGACAUUCACAAAAUUCGAGGAACUUCAGCCGAUAGAAGAGUUCUCAACACCUCUUUCUAGUCCAGCUCAUUUUCAAGACUCAAAAUCGAAAGAUUCAGAGGGGUCAAGCUCAUGGAUCUCAUGGAUGCGAGGAAGUCGUGGGGGGCAAUCAAGUGACGGUGAGAGCGUAAGUCAUCGAUAUAGAGAUGACGUGGAUCCUUUUAGUAUACCACCGGACUACAACUGGGUUGAUGCAAAUGAGAAGAAACGUCGAAUGAAAGCUAGGAAAGCUAAGAGCAAGAAAAACCGCAGACCAACAAUGGCACCUAAAAAUGGGGAUAUUGGACAUCAGUUGAGCGAGGAAGUAGAGUAGUCUCAUCUGAUCAAGUAAAUGAUGUCUAUAUUAAGUGAAGAGAGUCCCGUAACCCGUUGGAGGUAAAGGUAAAAAUCUCACACUAUGGUCCCCCAAAACCUUGAUACAGGUGGUGAUAAGCCUUGAAGCUGUGAGAGAGAGGCUGAAGGGCAAUACUUGUUGACCCAGAAUAGCAGCACUUGUGAUGCUGCCGUGUUGUAUUGUUACGUGAUUGUGAAGUAGAAGCUACCCAUGUUUUUUGAUAGCUUAAUUUCUCUUUGUUCUAGCUCCCUUAGGCCUUAGACCAGUAUUGUACUAUUGUGUAUCUAUUUGUUAUUUUAUCUGAUUCACAAAUUAUUUGUAACUUUCUGUUUUCAUGUAUGUUGAUCCAUGUUCAAA